CGCGCUACUCUCAUUCACCUGUCGUCGUUGAAUCGUUGAAUGACUUCCUUCUCCCGCCAUUCCCCUUCCCGCUCGCAACCAUUAGUUGCUCAUCUUCUCUGCCGAGCUCAUCGGCUCUCUUGCUCAACACCCUCCAUUUCUCGACUUUGCUUUUAAACGUCGCAUUUCUCAUUGCGAAUUUUUGUGCUGUUAUCGAAUAUCGUAGCUCUGCAUCUCUGGGGAGUGUCUUGCUACUGCGGCAGUCGCUGCACAGGGGAUCUGAAGUCGUUUCAGGGUUCGGGGUAGGAGUUCUUUGUUUCUUUCCUUCUUCUUAGUAGUAAUGGAUAUGAAAUCGCUUCAAUUGAAAUUGGGGUUGAUUGACCAGCCCAAAGUGGUGAGGAAGGCCCAGGAGCUUCUCCGACUAUGCAGAUUGCACUUCAAUUCGUCAUCUAUGGGUGUGGGUGAGAUUUGUAAAUCUGUUAUUUGCUUCGAGCUUGCCUGCGGAGAGUUGCAACUCUCUCUCGAUAGGCAGAAAGCUGUUCGUGUCAGCGGCAUGUCGGAGAAGGCCUAUGUUAGGUCUCUAACCGCCUUGCAGAAUGCCCUGGGGCUGAGGCCGAAGGUUGAUGUAAGGGAGCUUGCAAUUCAAUUUGGAUGUAUAAGACUCAUUGGCGCUGUCCAACGGGUUCUAUCCCUUUACAAGCAAAGAUUCGUGGCUGCCCUGCCAGAAUCAAGGAGAACUAGCGCCGACUUUAGCCGACCUGCAUUUACUGCCGCUGCUUUCUUUCUAUGUUCCAGGAAAAACAAGUUGAAGGUAGACAAGAUACGCCUCAUGGAAAUCUGUGGUGCUUCGGAUCCUGAGUUUUCAAAUAUUAUUGCAUCAAUGAAUGACCUCUGUUUUGACUUGGUCGGUAUGGAAAAAGAGAAACGGGAUCCCAAAACCAUCAAAAGUAAUGAAGAUUUACUUACUGUAAACGUCUCCGGCAAAAGGUCUCGUGAUACUGAUGAGGCGUCGGAAAGUGAUGCUGAGUCCAUAGACAAUGAAGACGACUUAGUAAUUCCUGCUGCCAAGAGGUCUAGGAAAGCCAUCAAUAGUAAAGCAUAUCAAGAGUGGAAGGCUUCCAUUUCUGCUGCCAGGGAAGCGCUCAAGAAUUCUGCUGCAGAUGCUGCGAAAAAACCAACUCGACAGGCGAAGUUAUGUUUUGAGAAAAUUGAGACUUCCCAUAUAAUCUCUACAUCGGCGUCUUAAGCUCUUUUUUUUAACCUUACAGAGUUUGUCGGUAGAAGUCCAAUGCCCUGCUGGGCACGUACAAACAUAUGUAACACUAAAGGGUAGGACAAUUCAUUUCACCUCUGAAUUUUGUAGACAGCCCCAAUCUUAGACCAUGAGGCAACCUGCCUCCUUGUAGACUAGCGGCAUACUGCGAAUGAGCAUAUAGAUAUCUUAAUAUUAAAAUGUUGCCUA
This is a messenger RNA of Physcomitrium patens, 1441 nucleotides long. Its product is annotated as origin of replication complex subunit 6. The record is from RefSeq and is a predicted model, not a curated record. Gene Ontology annotation, cellular component: nuclear origin of replication recognition complex. Gene Ontology annotation, biological process: DNA replication; DNA replication initiation. Gene Ontology annotation, molecular function: DNA binding. Lineage: Eukaryota; Viridiplantae; Streptophyta; Bryopsida; Funariales; Funariaceae.